CCAGCACUCACCCUCAGGCCUUAACUGCAGCAGCUCAACCUCCAAACUUGACUGACAUUUCCACCGUUCAAAUCCCACGGAGAAGAAGCAGAGUCCCAUUGAUAGACAGAUAAAGAUACUUCGAUACAGAGAACGAGCUGUUAAGGAUAGUGAAAGAGGGAGAAAAAAAGGCUAAGAAAACAAUGGUAUUCUCGACUCUAAUACCAUCCGCAUCCCAUCUCUACCUGCCUAGAAGAAUGCCCACAAACCUUAAAUCGUCCCCAAUUCGCUGCUCUUCUUCUUCCUCUUCUUUGGUUUCGGCCCAGUUCGAUCUGAAGGGAUACUGGACAACCUUAAUUGGGGAAAUAAACCAGAAGCUGGACGAGGCGAUUCAAGUGCAGUACCCGGAGAAGAUCUACAAGGCCAUGCGGUACUCCGUGCUGGCCAAGGGGGCCAAGCGCGCCCCACCCGUCAUGUGCGUCGCCGCCUGCGAGCUCUUCGGUGGUAACCGCCUCGCCGCAUUUCCCACGGCCUGCGCCCUCGAAAUGGUUCAUGCAGCUUCAUUGAUACACGAUGACCUUCCUUGUAUGGAUGAUGACCCUUCCCGCCGAGGACAGCCCUCAAACCACACAAUCUAUGGUACUGACAUGGCUAUCCUUGCAGGGGAUGCCCUCUUCCCCCUCGGCUUUCGUCACAUUGUCUCCCACACACCUUCUGACCUUGUGCCUGAUGCCCGUCUCCUUCGAGUGAUCGCAGAGAUUGCCCGAGCAGUAGGGUCAACUGGCAUGGCCGCUGGGCAGUUCCUUGACCUCGAGGGUGGGGCCAAUGCUGUUGAGUUUGUGCAAGAAAAGAAGUAUGGGGAAAUGGGUGAGUGCUCAGCAGCAUGUGGAGGGCUACUAGCUGGUGCUGAAGAUGAGGAAAUACAGAGAUUGAAGCGGUAUGGGAAGGCUGUUGGGGUGUUGUAUCAGGUAGUAGAUGAAGUUUUGAAAGAGAAAAUGAAGAACAAGGAGGAAAAGGAAGAGGCAGAGAAGAAGGGGAAGAGUUAUGUGGGAUUAUAUGGGGUUGAGAAGGCAAUGGAGGUGGCAGAGGAGCUAAGGACAAAGGCAAAGAAGGAAUUGGAUGGGUUUGAGAAGUAUGGUGAAAGUGUGGUACCUCUUUAUAGCUUUGUGGAUUAUGCUAUUGAUAGAGGUUUUAGUGUUGGUGAUGCAAGUUAGUGAUGGAAUUCAGGCCGCUGAAUUUGGCUUAGCUGAGGACGCCAAGAUUUCCACCGGUACUCAGUUGUGAAUCAUUGUUGGUAUUUGGCCUCACAGCCUCUGAGUUUCCUUUGUUCCUUUCCUUUUUCUUUUUUUUCCCCUUCCUCACUAUGCAUUAGAGUUGUUUGGAGUCUGGUGACAGCAAAAGUGUAAUGUGGAUGGAUCCAAAUAAAGAAUAAAGGGAUAAAUAACAAGGAAUUCAAGACUG
Juglans microcarpa x Juglans regia is the source of this 1440-nucleotide messenger RNA. Its product is annotated as heterodimeric geranylgeranyl pyrophosphate synthase small subunit, chloroplastic-like. The record is from RefSeq and is a predicted model, not a curated record. The coding region runs from base 183 to 1193 and encodes 336 amino acids. Gene Ontology annotation, biological process: isoprenoid biosynthetic process. The transcript has 2 exons. NCBI's taxonomy places the organism in Eukaryota, Viridiplantae, Streptophyta, Magnoliopsida, Fagales, Juglandaceae. Gene Ontology annotation, molecular function: prenyltransferase activity.